Messenger RNA from Mycena citricolor, 512 nucleotides. Lineage: Eukaryota; Fungi; Basidiomycota; Agaricomycetes; Agaricales; Mycenaceae. The record is from the annotation of a GenBank genome assembly.
AGACUCUGUGUCUUUAGGUACAGCUAAUGUAUAGCUCCUGUGUCUUACACUCGCUGAGACUCUGUGUCUUUAGGUGAUCGCUACUGGUCGUAUCUCCACUGCGCGAUAUUAUCUGCGACAUAAGUCUCAUCCCUCAAUGCAACCCCAUUGAUUGAACAAACCUAGUAGUAAUUAUAAUGCUCAACUAUCUCCAACUACACGAGUUCAACAUUGUCAACGACCAUUUCAUCGUCUCCGACACUACUACCUGCCCAAGCACCUUCACCUUUGCUUUCCUCACCACUGGCUGCGUUUACCGUAGGUCCAACCACAGCACCUCCAUCGAAGAGACCGAGACUGCGGGUUCCAGCCUGGGCAUCAACAACAGCAGCCAGGGAUGGGUUCGGGGUCCAGUUAGCGGCUUGGGCCAUAGCAGCCAAUUCCGCCAUAAUCAUUGAGUUGACAUACUCAAUCGACCGUUCGAUUAUAGUUGUGUGAAUGCGGAUGUCGUAUUCCAGUGUGUCGUAGCGUUC